Chara braunii is the source of this 2050-nucleotide messenger RNA. Lineage: Eukaryota; Viridiplantae; Streptophyta; Charophyceae; Charales; Characeae. The record is from the annotation of a GenBank genome assembly.
CCUUUGCUGACGACACAGGCGCCAUUGUUGAACCCACAGUCCAGCAACUGCGGUUCCUCCAAGAGGAUUUGGCAGUCUUUUGCAGAUACUCAGGGGCCCGGGUAAACUGGGAAAAGUCCCGGGCAAUCCUGCCCCUGGGCAUGGACCCCCUUGAUGGAUGGGAUAUCCCCACUGUGGGGGAGGAACAGCUGCAUUUUUUAGGGGCUAACCKWACCCCGAGCUGGGGGGGCGUUGAACAGAUGGCUAUGCAAGUCGUGGCCGCGACCGCCAAGCUGAAUGCAUGGAGUGCAACUGUGCAUAUUGGAGUGUUCGGCAAAGCAAUAGUAAUCAAGAAUUCCAUGUUGGCUACCUUAUGGUACGCUGGUGCAAUCCACCUGCCAGGCAGACGAACGUUCGCCUACCUACUGCAUGCCAUACAGGCAUACCUCUGGUCAAACAACGCCGAAGCCCAAGACUCCAUUUGCAGAGUAGGGUGGAGGAAGCUGAUUCAGCCACGGUGUGAAGGCGGGUUGGGUCUUCUAGAGCCGCGACUGCAAAUGAUGGCUCUGCAAAUGCGCAACCUCCUGUGGUUCUUACUCAGGACGGGUGGAACCUCCUGGCACGCUCUUACCACCCAUCACUUGGCAUAUACACUACGUCUGCCGCGCGCGUUGGUCGAAGUGAGCCUUGCCAGCAGCGGCCUCAUUGGGCACGUGAGGCGGGGCACAGUCUGGUCUGCCCCGCUGGGAAUGUGGAAGAAGAUUAAUUUGCUCAAUACAGAGCCGGACACAGCGGAUGUAGUCUACAACCAGCUCCUGUUCGAUAACCGCUUCAUCUGCGAUGCAUCCGGGGAUGCUUUUCCAUGGCAAGGGAAGCUGGGCGCGUUUGGGCAGCAAUGGGCGGAGUUAGGAGUGUUCAAGAUUGGCCAUCUCUGGGACGAAGUUGGUGGCGACUGGAAAACGGAGGCAGAAAUGGCCACACACCUCCCGCACCAAGUGCAACGGAGCCAACGGUUGACGGACCUCAAGGAGGCCAUCCCGACCCAAUGGAUAGACCUCCUAAGGAAGGAUAGCCUCCGSAGGGGAGAAUGGGUCAAGCAUAAAGGCGAGGAGUGCCCGACUCUGAUCUACCGGGUCGAAGAAGAUCGCGGCCAGCUGCURGGCGUCACUACCUGGAAAGUUGCUACAGGUCACUACGGCCUGGGUAGCCCGGUAACCCAGUGUGGUACGGGCGGAACUCUCUCUCGGGAUACGGUGGAAUCCGUGUCAGUAUGCCACGGGAGCAAGCAAGUUGCGGAUCAUAUGCUCCCCUUCAGAGUGGCAGUAAGGCGCCGAGACCUCUCCUGGGACCCCCAAGACUGGACGUGGCCAAAGCAGAAUCACCUGAAGAGGAAGUAUGGCCCGCAGCUGCUGACCACCAAGCACAUCUACAGGUCGCUUCUUCCGGUAGAAGACAUUUGGGAAGAGCUGCGCGAUCGUUGGGCCAAAAGAAAUUGGCUCCCCCCGGCCCGCCUACAACAAUGGACCAGGAAGAAGUGGAGAUAUCAAUGCGCACUAUGGGCAGCGCUUCCGGACCAAAAGCACGCCGGCCUCUUAUGGCUGAUAGCACAUCUGGUCAUUCCAACGACAGAAUGGCAGGCCUCCAAAAGCAAGUAUCAUAACACCGCCUGCAGGGCAGGAUGCAGAUAUGUGGAGACCAUUCCACAUCUCUUUGUACAGUGUCCGACUGUGCAGCCCCUUUGGGAAUGGUGGGCCAAUGAAAUGGCGGCGAGCACUCCGCUGCAGGUCACAGAGGAUGAUGAUACAGGGAUCCUGCUGGGGCCCGUCACGAAGUCAGGGUAUGAAGGCCGGGACCAGCUGUUGGCCGCCGAGAUACUCAGAGCGGAGCUCCUGUGGACCAUUUGGAUCGCACGCAACGAGCGGAUCAGGCAGGGUACGCAGCUCGCCCCCAACAUGCUCAGACGACGGGCUAUGGAGAACAUUCAAGGCGGCGAUUUCUAGCGAUUUGGCACGCUGUAUUAAGACAGCGGCCGAAGGCGAGGCCCGCUUUUGGGCCCGUUGGGCACCCUACG